This is a messenger RNA of Diabrotica virgifera virgifera (western corn rootworm), 18545 nucleotides long. RefSeq lists its product as uncharacterized. Lineage: Eukaryota; Metazoa; Arthropoda; Insecta; Coleoptera; Chrysomelidae. The record is from RefSeq and is a predicted model, not a curated record. The transcript has 21 exons. The coding region runs from base 400 to 6309 and encodes 1969 amino acids.
UUACGUUGUUGCCAAUAUAACAAAAAUCACGAUUUCGGAUUUCGGCUACCGUUUUCUCUGUGUGUUGGUAAAAAUGGGUGCUGUGUUGCUGUGCAUUGUUGGAACAAAAUUUUUAUAAAAUGGCUGGUUAUCAUGCAAAAAUCAUAUGUAAUUUGUGAUCCUCAUUUUAAUAACGUGUAGCUUUUAUUAAUUUUGUAUGUUGUAUCGUUAAGUGCGUACUUUAUAUACGUUUUUCUCGAUAUAGAUGUGGCCUAGAUGAGUUGUGUAAUGUAGAGUUUCGAUAGCUAAUAGACUGCUAGCGAUAAGAACAUCUAAUGUUUUUAGUUUGAAAGCUGAAACUAAUAGUUGGAUAUAUUUUUCAAGCACGUGAAUAUUCCAGUAUUUUAAUAAUAGUACGGCAUGCAAGCGAUGGAAAAAAUUCCAUUAAAAAAUGAACCGUCAUCCGAAACCACACAUUCAACAAAACUCCAUCAGACGCCCGACGUAUGUUUCGUCUGCGGAAACCGAAAUCAACCUUAUAUUUAUUAUUUGAACACCAGACCAGUGCAAGACAAGCCGAAAGAACCUUACUUUCCGUUCCUGGAAUCCCACGAACCUCCCGUCGGACAUAUAUCCAAAAACGAAUAUUCAGUUCCUGCUUGUUACCUCUGCUAUAAAUUGCUGCUGGAACAAUGGGAUGCUCACGAGAUGACCUCUAGGCCGCACGCUGAGCGGCUGUAUUGGCUGAAAAGAGUAGACAACGGUCCGUAUACUGGAGCAGAUAUGGGAAUGCAAGGGGAAUACGCCGCCCACGUCCUAGGUUUAAACAACGAAGGCAUGCCGGCCAUACCUCCGCCCCAAAGAAGCGUUGCUGUAAAGGAAGAAGUUAAACCCAAAGUCAGCGUAAAACCAUCACCGAUACCUGUAUCAUCGACACCUCGGAGUGAUAUCGACACGACAUCGGAAAGCGCUCUAGACCUCACCCAUCCAAAUCCUAUUCCUUCAUCUGUCGUUCAAUCUAUACCUGUCUACGCUCACAGUCAAAAUUCCAACUCUUCAACAGGCACGGAUAUUCUGGAUCUGAGCAUGCCCGACAAGAACUCGAUGACCGAAGUGUGUUACGUAUGCGGAGACGAAUUCAAGAAGGGCAGUCUCGAUUUCGUGGCUUCCAAGAAGGAUUUCGAUUCUCCAUUGAAGCCGUUUUUUCCUAGUUUAAUUGAACAUCCACGGCCUAGCAGAAGUCGACCGAUUGAUUCAGCGGGAAGGGUUCAAGCUUGCUAUGACUGUCAACAACAUCUGCUUAAACAGUGGCAUGCUUUUCAGUCGCAAGGUCUGCCCCACAUAGAACGAAACUACACGUUAAGAAAAAGGCAGAGUUCUACAUUAGACACCACUACUUUCAUAUGUUAUACAUGUUCGCUUGAAUAUCCUUCCAGCAGUAUCCGUCUUCUAUAUUGUUGUCAAAAUUUGGAAAAGGAGCCGUAUUUUCCUUUCAUUCAGACUCUGAAGGCGCCUCCUGGAGCAAGUCCUAUCAGUCCGCAAGGGAUGGUGCAAGUGUGUUCGAUUUGCUACAAGUCAAUUCCACAUAAACAUCAAGUAUUCGGUGGUGAUCCGGCGGCCAUAACAGGAAACCAUAUGUCCGUCAAUGACAUCUUAUUACACAAUAGUAAUUCUUCUAGGCCCAGUACUGUCAAAUCACCGGCUAAUAGCGCAGGAUCUGAUAUUAGGUAUAAACCGUACGAUAUCAAUUCCUCACCUUCCAUGGCUAACAAGAAAAAACAGGCUAUAUUAGACAACAGACAAAAUUUAAAACCGAUAAUGUCAACACGCACUACAUCUCCUUCCCCAGAUCUAAAUGGUCAACCCGGCAAUCAAAAUUAUCGUUGCUACAUUUGUAUGGGCUUGUAUACUAGAAACCAAAUGGAAUGGGUUAGUACUUCUGCAGAGGGUAUGAACUCGCAUGCAAUGCACUUUCCUUGUUUAAAUAAAGUAUCAAGAAAUUCGGAGAAUAGUUGUAUGGAUUCUCACGGAAGAGUUUUGAGUUGUACUAAAUGCGUUAAGCAUUUGGCUCAACAGUGGGAGACUUUCGAAGUUGACAGGGUUCCGCUGGAAAGACGAAGGUACGACAUUCCUAUGCCAGAAACGGCGACGAAUGGCGAGCAGGGCAUCCCUACACCGCCUAGCACGAACAGUGAUAGAACUGUUUGUAGUAAUAGCAAUGCCAAUGCCGCUUUGGGAAGUAGCAUAUAUUGCUUUGUGUGUGGUUUACAUUCAGAAUUAACUCUGGCUAGAGUUUUAUAUAGUAAACCUCAGGGUCGCAAUGCUCCUUAUUUUCCAUCUUUAUUGAUACAUAAAAGCCACUCAAAUGCAGAACAGUUACGAGAAGACGGAUCUGCCUUAGUUUGUACCUUCUGUUACCACAGUCUCGUCAGUCAAUGGAGAAAGUACGAAGGUCAAGGUGCGGCUGCACCGGCCGAAAAAAGAGAAUAUAAUACUCAUGAUUACUGCUGCUACGUGUGCGGCAUCACGACUUAUAGGAAGAGAGUGCGGGCUUUACUUAUUAAGGAUUUUCCGUUUUUGAAAUUCCAUCCGCAGCCCGAACACUCCCUGCUGUUAGAAAACAGCGACUACGCCGUCGUAUGCCUCGAUUGCUACGAAACGCUUAGAACUCAAAGUUUAGAAUAUGAAAGAUGGGGACUGCCGCUCGACAAACGACAGUACAACUGGAUAACCCAGCCGCCGCCUCCAGAAGAUAGUCCGGAAGCAAUGGUUGCCAGGUUACCGAGCGGCCAACGCAGUGACAAAGUAGUACCUCCAACGUUUGUAGCCAAACCAAAUAAAAGAAACCAUUCACCAAAAACUAUAGAAAAGAAAAUUGCAAAAUCUGAUAUACGACCUGGGGUAGCGAGCAGUCCGAAACUUUCUACGAAUAGUACUACGAAACCUCGAACGACUAGCGGACACGCGGUCUCCGGUCCCGGACCGGGUACUAACCCGAAUCAGUAUUCACAUUCGUUCGCCGCGGCAUUACGUAAUUUAGCUCAACAGACUGUUCCGAACACUAGUACCGCCUCUUCCGUCGAGCAGUCCGUCUCGUCCAUUAAUCAGACAAAUUCCUCCGAAACGCUAAGGAGAAAUCCAGGAGGUGUUCAAUUACCGGACAAAACAAAAGGAUUAGUAGAAGUGCCACCUUUUGCAUCACCCAGUAGUUCGAGCUUGCGCUCUUUUGAACCUCGUUUACCCACCAAUCACGUUGACCGUUAUCCUGCAAAUUCGUUACCGGAUCUUAACAGAAGUGGUUUUCAACCUUAUCGACCAGAAGAAAGAAUACCUCAUCCACAAGUAGGUAUAGAUAUGCAAGGCUACUCGCCUUAUAGCUUUCCAACCUUACCGACCUCAUUAAUAGAAGAACAAAUGUACUAUGAAAGACUGGGCGUUUUACGAUCACCAUGGCCUCCAAUUGGUCAUCCAUAUAUGCCUUAUAUGAUUCCAGGGGCCGGAAUGCCGUUAUAUGUGCAUGAAAGGUUAAAAAUGGAAGAAGAGCACCGGCGACUUUCUGCCUCCAGAAAAGAUGAAUACGUCGAGCGAGAACUCAUUGAAAGGGACCUUCAGAUGCAAAGAGAAAGGGAACAACGAGAAAAAGAGCGAGCCCAACGAGAACGAGAGAAAGCACAAUCUCGUAUACCUCCCCAUCUUACUGCCCCUCAUAUGUCGCCACAAGGACUGAUGCUUCCACUACUUCAUCCGAGUUCGAUGUUGCCACCUGCGCAACUAGGUCUGUCCCCAUCUACGAGGCAAUCACCGUUAGUAGGUUCCGCUUUUGUAGCCCCUCCGAAUCCGACCCAGGGAUAUACAAUACCCCGUUCGAGCCCUUCACUACAAAGACACUCUCCUAUGAAUUCAAAUUAUACGCUUAACCUUAGUCAACGUCAAAGCCCUGUGAUACAACCUUCAGGACCGAUGAUCAGUAGUAUGAAUCUUGCGCCUGUUGCUAGAAGCAACACUCCGACAAAGGGAUCCCCAAAACCAAGUACGCCUACACCAAAAUCCAAGAGUCCAUCGGUUAACGAAGCAAUUCUUCAUUUAAACGAAUCGGCCUCAGUAGCCAACACUCCUAUCAAUAGUAAUAAUAAAUUGGAUGUUAGUUCUGAUGUGAAAGCGACAGAACCGCCUCGGGAUGUAGGAGCCUUAAUGGCUAAGUAUCGUAACAUAUCUGACAUUAAUUCAGUUUUGUCAAAUCUUCGUCAUACAUCAAGUUCUUCGCUGUCAAGUGUGAGUGACACUGUUUUAGAUAGUGAUGAAUUUUCCAAUUUAUCGUCGACCGGUUUUUCUGAUACAUCUAGUUCUAAGACAUUAUUACCAAAAACUUCAAUUAGUAUAAGUGAAACAGUGGCAUAUGACGAGGCUUCUUCAAGUUCAUGUACCAGUUCAAAUUUCCAAGAAACAAACUUUUGUCCUGAAAUCCCGCCGAUUGAUGGUCAUCAGUCAACAGACACAGCCAGGAAGUCUAUGAUUACGUAUUUAAAAUCAGUAGAAAAAAUUAAUAUUUCCUCAGAUAAUGUGGACGAACCUGGUAUUGGUAAUUUAAAGAAGCUUACUCAUUUCAGUAUUGAAUCCAUUGUUGGAGAAACUAAUAAAACUGACUCACACGAUACAAUAGAUACACCAAAAAAAUUGCGUCUCAAUAACAAACAGAAAUUGGUUGAUAUGGAUAAUGUAAUAACCGCUAGUGUAGAUAAUAAUAAUAAGUCCUCUGACGUGGGUAAUAUAGAAGGUGUAGGCUAUAUUGAAAAUAAAAUUGAGAUAUCGCCAGAAGACGUCAUUGCUUCGACUAAUGUACUUAAUGUCAAUAACAACGACAUCUUGUUUCACGAUAAUACGGACGUGAAACUCGCUCUCGCUCCAAUAGCUGACGAGAAGGUACCCAACCAUUCCUGCAGUCCACAGUUGCCAGUACCAUCCCCAAAUUAUCCGGUGCAGUCCAGCACCGCGGUACCAGAUACUCACAGUUCUUUACCUCAAGCAACUAGUCAGAAACCCAAAAUAGUAGAAAGAGGUAGUACGUCGGAUAUAGGAACUGAUUCGACUUACAAAAAAUCAUCGAUACGUACUAUACGCCGUGAAAAGAAGAAAGAGUGUACUUUUACCGUACUGAAUAUACCAAAUGUACCUAUUAACACGAAGCCGAUCGCAGCUAAACGUCAAAGACUGAGUAAAAUUGAUUUGGCUGCGCUGAAAAGAAACAGAAAAAAGAAAAAGGAGAAUAAGAGAAUCAAGAAAAUUAAAAAUGAUAAAGUUUGUGUGGAAUAUGGUGUUACGAUUUAUGGGUAUUCCGAUUGGUCCGAUAGCGACAGUUCUUUUUUUAGUUCGGAUAGCGAAAAUGAAGAAACCGAGACAGAUCUUGUUAUUAAGAGCGGACCGCCUCUUCAGCUGGAUUCGCGUCCAGAGAAAAUGCAAUUUUUAAAAACACUCAACCUCACAACGCAUAGAAUGAAUAAUUUUUUAGAAUUACAAAAACUGGAGAGAAGGAAGUGGCUAGAUCCCAGUGUCAUCAUAGAAAAAACUGACGAUGAAAUAACAUCCUUGAAUCUUCCAGUGCCUUUAAAGUCGACGUUAACGUUAAACAUGCUGCAAAAUUACAAGGCCAAAAAGUGUUUCUUUCAGUUACUAGGGCUGAAGAUGAUGUCUGCAGAGGGAAAACAAACUUUGGAAAAGAACUGGACGGAAGUGGUGAAAGACCGGAUAAAGAGAAACUGCGAGUCCUCUGUCACAAAAUACACUGAAAAACUAACAAAAAAAUUGGCCUCUGUUAAAUCACACCAGGGUGAACAUAUGAUCGAUAACAAGAUCAAAGAUAACCCAAUUUUAAAGCUGCCCAUCGUUCACCAAUACAGAGUUAAUUCACUGCACAUCGAUAAAAAAGAAGACUGCAAAAACAUCGCGAUUAAUCAAGGCACUGGAAUAAGCUGCCUUCCUCUUUCUAUGAUAUUGGUACAGAAUCAAAAUUCUAUGAAGAAUGAGAAGUUGGAAAGUUCGAAGGAAAAUAUUUGGGUCGAGAAAGAAGAUUGCACCAAGUUUAAAUGGCCGGGAGUAUUGGAGUUAAUAGAAGCCUAUAAAAGGUUUUCAAAUGAGAGGGACGUUCAGAUCUUUCAAACGAAAAAGCAACAAACGUACCUGGCCGAAGAAAACCUGAAGAGGCAGCGCGAAGUGAAAUUCCUUGAAAAGAAACAGCGAGAGUUACGUUCCGUUUUGUUCAGGAGAGAGAACGAGAAAAAAGAACUGCAAAAUAGCAUUGACCAAUUAAAAAAUUGUAUCAAUUCCUUUCGGUAACAUAUGGUGAUGAGGAGAAUGACGGAAAUGUUUGAAUUUCUCUUUUCGGUUUUUAUGUUUGUUGUCUGUUAUUGAGGAUAGGUUGUUAAUUUUGGCAAGGUGAUCGUGGAUAAGUCGACCAAAAUGUAGUGAUUUACCUUCAAAUUUAAACGAUAUAUACUUGUAGUGUACAAAUUCAAUCGGUCAGUAAAGGAAUUGUGUAAAUCGUAUCACAAUACAUGGUAGUGUGUUUUCUUGUAAUCAUACUAAAUUCUCUUUAAUCAUUUUAAAAUCCAAAAAUGCGCAUGCUUUGUUGCAACAAUAACGCAUUGUGAAGAUAGCUACAAAUUAUGAAUGACAUAACGAAAUAUUGGUGUUUGGCAGUGUUGCCAUGUCCUUAGAAUAAAUCGUGAAGGAGCAUUUGAAGAGUACAGGGAAAAAACAAGGAAUGUUACUUGUUCAUGAAUUUUAGCUUUUCUUGUCAUGUGGUAGCAAAAACUGAGGACUAUUGACUGACUUAUCGAUUCAGGACAAUAACCAGGAAGGUCAGUCUAUAUAAAUUUUCUAAAAAUUUGUAUACCGGGAAAGAACGAGGAUUGUCCAUGCGCUACCGAACAAAAACAAGGCAUGUCAGCAGUAUCCCACGUACAGCUGCCGGUAAUGACGCGAUUAUUUCGUUUUUAGGUAGUAAAAGGGUUUGUGUUUUAAAGUGAGAAUACUUUGACAGUUUACCAUAUGAAUAAGAAUUGCUAAAAUUGUUUUUUAAUAUACGUUCAUAAUAAUAAAAUGACAUUUCUUGUUUUUCUAGAUCUUUUUUUAUCUCUGAAUUGAUAUUUAUGUAAAAAAUUGAGGUUUUGCUCAUGUUACCUAAAAAUUUUAUUAUAUCAGUAUUUAAGUAAUAUAAAAUUGAAUAAUGUCUAUGAAAAUGAAACAAAUCUGCUAAGUAGUUUUUACAUAUCACAAGAAUUAUUUAAACCUUUAUUGGUGUUUAUCGCAAUAUGUAUAAAAUGUGACAUUCCUUGUUUUUCCCCUGUACUCUUCAUGUGAUAUAAUAUUAUAUUAAUUUAUUAAAUAUGGAAAACAUAAAAUAGGUAAAAUAACGAAAAAAAAUUUUAAUGUUUUUUAAUUAUGUCGAAAUACUAAUAUUUCAGUAUAAAUAAUAAAGUUCUUGUGUUAGAUUUUAAUACUUAAAUAUUUUUAGUUUUUUAUUAUCUAUAUGAAAAUAAGUCACAUUCCUUUUGUAAUUAUUCAGUGUAACUUUUCAACCACCAGAUUGGCAGCUACCACGAAAAUAAAUACAAGAUUUUGAAAUUCACAUUUUAUAGAUUAAAUUAUUAAAUUGUCAAUGAGUUUAAUCUCUACAAUGCAAAUUUAAAAAAAAAUGUAAUUAGUUUAAUAAUGACUGCAGAUCUCAUGAUUGAAAACCAAAAUAAAUAUUUGACAUACAAUAUAAUAUUUAGAUACAUUCAUCCCAAAAUAAUAAAUAAAUGGUCAUAAAAUUGAUAUCUGUUCAACAUAAAUAUGUGACAAUCUGGCAACUUCAAAGGUUCUGCAAUUAAUAUUAAAACGAACAAAUAUUUUUAUUUGUUCGUGUUUUUUUUUAUUAAAAAUGGCAGAUUCCAUAAAAUACUAUAAUAAACAUGUACUUUUUCAAAGCUUUAUCUCUGUAUCUUUGAAGAAUGCAACACAUACAUUCUAACGACAUGGAAACACUACCAAACGCAAAUAUUUAUUUCUCUGAUUAUCAUUUGUAGCUAUCUUCAUCGGAACGUAUUCUGGAUAGUGUCCAAAAAUUCUAAUAACACUAUCAACUGCGAUAUUACCCUCAGUUGAACUCAAAGCUGGACCUACACUGUAGAAAAAUGGUACAUCGAUCAUUAUCACUGAAAGUUCUUUGCAGCGUUAACGGCAAAAUAAACAUUUUACUAAUUAUGUCUAACAUAAUAUCCUGGGGCCGGAUAGCUCGGACGGUAGGAUGUCUGACUUUCACGCAGAAGGCCGGGGAUCGAAUCCCAACGCCGAGGAAAACAUCCAGAUAUUUUUAAAAUAUCUACAGGCAUCAGCCUGAAUAAAAUGAGUAUUCUUUUUCUCAUAAACAUCUUUCAGUGCGUCAGUUUUUCGAUUUUGUAUGUGACAGAAAAAAGGCACGUCGUAAUCACAUUACAGACAUUUGUAACAUUUAUUCUAGUUGUCGAUAGAUGGUCGAAAAAAAAUUAUUUACUAAUUAUAUAAUAUAUCUACGAAUAUAAUCUGUACAAUUUAUAAGACUAUACAAAUCAAAGAAAAUACCAUUUUAUAAAUGCAAUAAACACAAUUUAUUUGUUUUUAUGCCAAAUUGCAAAUAAAAUGUGACAACUGUCAGAUUUAACUUUAAAAACUGAACUGUAACUAAAAUGUCAUGUUAGAAUAAAUGUUAUAAAUGUAUAUUAUCACGGACUUACCUUUUUUUUUCUCAUCAUUUGUGACGCACUGAAAAAUGCUCAUGAAAAGACGCAUACCUUGAGUAAAAUCAGGGGUAAUACUAGGCAGUUGAAGCAUAGCACUGGCCCUGUUACCUUCCUUGUGUACUGUAGGCCCAAGAGAUAGCAGACUAGCGUGCUGUAAUCCCAAAGCCGCGUUAGCGGUAUAGGACUGUUAUUAUAGGGAGACUAUUCAGCCCUGUGAUGUAACAAACCCGUUAUAAAUAACGUGUACACGUUAUGUUAACAUAACGUUUGAUUAUAACGUCCACGUUAUCCAGCAUGUUAUUUUCAAAACGUUAAAGUAUCUUCUUGCGCGACAAGAAUAACAGUAUACAGAAAUUGAAUAAGUUAGAGGAAGACAGACAUAAACAUGCAGCGCUGCAUGUUAUUUGAAACCAAGAUGUUAUUUGAAAUUCCCGGGCCUCGGUCCGUGAGGUGUUCUUUCUAUUGUGCAUUUUAUUUAAUUUUUGCUUGUCGUGUUGUUAUGUUAUAAAAUGGCUCAACAAGGAUUGAAAUAAACUACAAAACGGACAUUCAAAUGGAUUUACCCAAUCUGGCAAAACUGGUCUCUAUAGUCUGUAUAUUUUCAUCAUUUAGGUAUAUGAAUAAAAUGUUUUUGUUUACAAAUGACAUAACCUCAAAAAAUAAUACACAUCUCUAAAAAAUAACUUUAACAAACCUUCUAAUAGCAUCAUCUAAAUAUUUUAAUAACACGACGUUUACAAUCUAACAAAAUUCUGGACUAAAUUGACAAUUUUUUAUAGUUAUUGAUUCUUUAUACUACACGUUAUUUUAUAACAAGAGGUUAAAUAGGUCCCGUUAAAAUGAACCUGUUAUGUUACCAGAUAACGUUUUUGAGAAACGUUAUUUGUCAUACAUCACAUCAAUUUGUAGAAUUUAACGUAAAUGCAGGAUAACGUGCACGUUAUUUGUAACGUGUUUGAUACAUCAAAGGGGUGAUUAUUAUGUCGAACAUUUCAACACUUCCAGCACAAUGAACGAUUUAUGCAGCUCGAGACUCAUAUUUUUAUUCUGUUCCCGAGAAUAACAAGGUUCUUUGCUAGAGGCGCAUAACUCCGAUCGGGGACAGUGACCCGCUGAUUUUCAAUACGGUAUAUUUUUGCCGGUCCUGGAUAACAACUCUCGAAAAAAGUCAGCAGCGAACCGUUAUUUAUGUAUUUGUGUUUGUAUUAAUAUGUAUGUAUAACAUUUUAAAGAAGAUAAUGCAGGAGUGUCUUGCGGCGCAUCUGUUUUCUCUUGAUAGCAUCCGACGAUUUCUUAGUGCAGUUAUGCCGCUGCCCUGAACAUAUUUUAACCAUAGUGUUCUUUUUCGUACUUAUACAAAUUGUUAAUAUUUACUGUACUGUACUUCUUGUUUUUUAUAUUUAAAAAUAUUUAUACUUUUAUAUCUAUUUGUCAAUUAAAAUGUCUAAUAAUCUGUAUAUAUGUAAAUUGUAAUUUAACACUGAGACAAUUCGAGUAAAAAAAUAUGUAUUCACGUGAGUAACGAUACCUAUACAGGCUGUUUAGUGUUAGAUAUAGCCAAUUGAAGGAAACGCUGAAAUAGGCAACACUGCUUAUGAGAAUGAGUUGAAUUGCCACUGUAGAAUGACGAAUGAGAGAAUGAAUUUGCGCAAAUUCGUGCGAAGGGAAGCGGGGAAGCAGUGUUGCCAUGUAUAGGGUGUACUAGUAUAUCUAAUUUAACAGUAAACAGUCUGUAUAUACAAAAUAUUAACCAUAUGAUAUUUACUACAGGAAACUAAUCCAAAAGUCUAUUCCCCAAAGUAAAUAAUUUAGUGCAAAUUUAAACCGAAGUAAAAUCUUUCAGUGAUUAUAUUUUUUGGGCAUAAACUCUUUCGGCAAGGUAAUUCUUUAAUUACAUUGGUAGCAUCAAUUAUUAUCAUAGAACAUACUCCAAAGUUGUGUUAAACAUAUGCUCUUGAUAAAGUAUUCCACUUGUCAUUGUCUUUAGUUCACAUUAUAUUAAUUCGUCGCCUCAGUACUAUAACUUGAUAACUCCAAAAUUUACGUUUUUGAGAUAACUAGUUCACAAGAUGUAUUUUAUUUGCCUCCAUAUUGUCUAAAAACUUGAUAACUCGCUCCAAACGGGUUAAGUAUUUAUUUAUGAUUGACGAAAGUUGAUAAAUUUAAAUGCCCCUAAUAUUCAGUGCUAAAACUUGACAAGAUAACUUAUCAAGCUAUUAUUUAAUCGAAAUAAUCGUGAAUACGACAUACACUGCAUGCUAUAACUAGAUAUCUCGAGUUAUCUAGUUGUAGCACGUGUUUUUCUGAAACCAUUGAGCUUACCACAUAAUUGCUAUCUCUUUAUUCGGUUCAUUUUAAUGCAAGAAUUCGAGAAUUGUUAGCAGAUCUGGCAACCCCAUGGCAGAGGGCUAAUUUUCAACAAAAUAAUGUUUAAAAUAUUAGUUGUGUUAAAAAGUUCACUGAUAUGCAACGUGGCACAACAUGCUACAUUACCAAAUGUUAACAUUAUGGUAGUGCUAAAAGUUGAUAACUUUAAUUUUUCAUGGUUUUUUCCAUAUUGGAAAACAAAUUUGCACCGUAUUCCUAAAUAGAUCAGUUACCAAAAAGUUAAGGAACAGUAUUUUAGAGCCUCAGAGUGAAUUCCGUAUUUACCAACAUCAUGGUAGCCGCACAAAUAUCUUUAAACUCGUUUAUCUCAAAACUACUAAUUUCGAGUUAUCAAGUUAUAGUAUUAAGGCGACGAAUUAUUAUCCUCGAUUAUCUUUUCUUCCUUGUAAUUUUGUUAUUUUCUCGCGUAGUUAUAUGUUAUUCUCCUGAUCGUCGUCUUCAUUUCAUCAUUAGACACUGGUAGUCUGAACAGAAAGAGCGAUGAUAAGGGAAUAAGACCUUCAGCUUUAAGAAUGUAAGUUCGAGAGCGUCAAAUCUGGUUAGUAGCUUGGAUAUGUUCCAUCACUUUAAGUCCGGUUCUAUUAAUUUAUCAAUUGCCAAAACACAUUUUUGUGACAGCUACAUUGUCCUGGUGGAAAAGGUUUUUUUCCUUUAAGCCGGGCCUGUCUUCAGGAAUAUGUACCUAAUGCAUAGUUUGAUUAGAAGUUGAGACACGUACAUUUUAUCCCAAAACAACGAUGCCAUGACCUUCCCAAUGAUGCAUCACUUUCUUUGGAACUGAAGAACUGGCUUCUAUUCACUUAAACAGCAAUUGCACACACGUUUAUAUGUCAAUAUUCAAAAACUUGUGCACUUGUGUAGACAGUUUUCUGGCGUGGUUUCAUUUUUUACGUAGAUCACCUUUGACCGCUUCACGACUACUUUUAAACCUUUUUUACCAUGCACAACACUGCUACUGCCACUGUGUCUAGUAACACAUGCAUCGUCAUAAGGGGAAAAAUAUGCGCGUAGUGUUACGAUUUAUUGAUGAGCAGUAAAUUCGAGAUCGAGAACUUAUCACACCGCUUUAGUAAAUGACCCUUGUGUAUACUCAUAACAUCGCUGGUUUCUUUUUUUUUUUCUUGAUAAUUUGCCAUUUUAGUGGGUGAUAUUCUCGUCAAACCAAUAAUGUAAUUUUAAACGAGUUACAUCACAUACUUUUAAGAAACCUACAUACUCAUAUUUAAGAAACAAAUACUGAAAUGUUUUGUUUUUAGCUUCUCUAUUUAUUAUCAUGCUAACCCUAAAUAUAUCUGAAGUCGACUUCAACUGUUUCUACCCACUCAAAAUCCCUAGAAAUAGGGAUUUGAAAAAGAAAAAAAUGGAAUAAUUAUGCUUGUAAGGUUUUAAAUUUACACUUCUCCAAGAAAUUAAAGCACCACCUUAAAAAUUUAUCAUAUUUAAUGACUCGAAUUUCCUAAACCUGUUGCCCGAUUUAAGUGAUUUUUUUAACUUGUUAUAGCCUUAUUCGUUAACAAUAUCGCUGUAAUAAUAUUGCUGUUAUUGAGAAAUUCACACCGAGAAUGCAGUACGACUAAGAUAGGGCAAUUCAUUUCUAGUGGGGGAAUAAACGCAUAGGGUUGUCGGUCUUCACCAGUUGUUGAUUGCUCUCUCAAGAGCGUCGCACCGGAACUGUGGCAACAGUGAAUGAGCAUUCCUAUCUUAACCGUACUGCAGUCCCAGUGUGAAUUUCACGUUAGACAGAUAAAUUGUAUACCGGGCAUACCAAUCAAACUGCGAUUUUUUCUCAAAGUCUGCGUCGCCCUGUUUAAUAUUCUAGCAUUUAUAAAAUACUGAAAUUAAAACCCAAGUAUAGCCUCAUAUUUCCUUACAUUCUGUUUUUUUAUUCAUUCGCUUAUGUUGGAUGAUAAAAAGUUAGGUACUUUAACAACUAGCCUUGCUUUUCAUCAAUGCAGGGUGUUUUUUUUAAAUAAGUAUGGCAAACUUUAAGGGGUAAUUCUGCAUGAAAAACUAAUGACAAUUUGCUUUAUAAACGUAUGUCUGCAAAUUCCGAGAUAGGGGGUGUUGAAAUUUUUCUUACAAACUGACGAUUUAUUUAUUGCUCUAAACCGAUUGAGAUAUGCCAAUGAAAUUUGGUAGGUUUUAAGAGGUAGUUAUUGUGCAUUUUUGACAUACAAUUGGGAAUUUUAUGUUCACCAUUGGCUCACAUAGGCGUCAUAUUACCCGUGUGAGCGCCAAUGGUGAAUAUUAAAUUCCUAAUUGUAUAUCGAAAAAUGCGCAAUAACUACCUCUUAAAACCCACCAAAUUUCAUUUGGUGGCAUAUCUCGACCGGUUUUAGAGCAAUAAAUAAAUCGUCAGGUUGUAAGAAAAAUUUCAACACCCUCUAUCUCGGAAACGAAGCAUUUGCGAACAUACGUUUAUAAAGCAAACUUUCAUUAUUUUUCAUGCAGAAUUACCCCUUAUUUGUUUGCCAUACUUAUUUAAGAACACCCUGUAUUGACGAAAAACAAGGCUAGUUGUUAAAGCACCUAACUUUUUUAUUAUCCAACAUAAGCGAAUGAAUAAAAAAACAGAAUGUUACGAAAACAUGAGGCUAUAGUUGGGUUUUAAUUUCAGUAUUUUAUAAAUGCUAGAGUAGUCCACAGGGUCACGCGAACUUUGAGAAAAAAUCACAGUUUAAAAUAAGGCUAUAUCAUAUUAAAAAAAAUCACUUAAAUCGGAUAACAGGUUUAGAAAAUUCGAGACAUCAAAAAUGACCAAUUUUUAAGGUGGUGCCGGUGGUGCGUUAAGUGCUUGGAGAAGUGUAUUUAUGUGUUAUUUAAUUGGACAAAAGAAAAAAAUGUAAAAAUUCUCGAACUGUCUCAAAAAUUUGGUCGACUUUCCAUUUCGGCGAUAAGAAUUACGAACUGAAGAAUGUUAAACUAUAAAAGAUAUAGCUGUGAUGGAAGAAGGUGGGUUUAUAAUUUUAUUUUGUUAUAGUAUUAUGUAUUUGAUGCUUCCGAUUGAAUGAUUUUGAUGUUAGUACAAGAGCAAGUCAUCAAAAUGCAACUAUUCUAGCAAUGAUGCGUUAUUUCUCAAUUAUUAUUAAUAAUUUUUCAGCCAAUUGACUGAAGUCAGUAAUUUUGUAAAUUUUUUAUUAAUUUAUAUCCUAGACAAAAUUAAGAAUAGUUCAAUUCUAUUAAUCAAUCUGAAAAAGUGAUGUUCUAGUAGAGAAGUGAAGUUAACAAUAUGAAAAAAUAAUAACAUCCAAAUAAUAUAGUUUUCUACGUAAAACUUAAAUCGAAAAAUACUUACCUAAACACAUUUAAAUCAUCACAUUUAAAAAUCACGCGAAUUCAACAAAUUUCAAGAAUUAGUAAGGAAAAUAACAACAAUGACUGCAACACUGUAGAUUAUAGAAAAACAAAGGCAAAAAUAGUAAGCGAACCAACAAAGUGCAACAUUGUGGUGGAAAAUAAAGUAAAGAUAUAGUUUAGUAGAGUUUCAGAAUUGUAAGCAAAAAAUUCCUGUCAAAAUGGAUGUGUUAAAAGUGUUGUUGACAGGUUAUUAUACACGAUGUAUUCCUUGAAGUUAAUAUCUAUUGAAAAUAUUUAAAAGUACGAUCGUAUUCUUUCUAUAAAAGUUUUUUACUUUCUAUAAAUGUUGCGUGCACCCUUAUUUUUUUGACAAGUAGAAAAAAUAACGGAUAGAUAUUACCAUAAGAUAUGCAAGCGAUAUAACAUUUAUUGGUAUCAUUCAGAUGCUAUCAUUCAUUCUAGGGUCUCUCUUGUCUUUUAAGUAAAACAAUGUGCUUAAGAUUGUUUCCAUAAUUCAGACGUGAUAUCAUCAAAUGGUAUGAGAACCAGUUAACAAUGUUACUUGUUCUUCUUAUGGCCCCGUGUACCUAUAGGGGUCGGCAUAAGUCAGGCAACAAAUUUGCUUUAAGAGUAAAAACGCAGCGUCAAAAUGAAUUUAUUCAAAGAAAUUACAAAAGGGAUUAGAAAGAGAGUUACUGUAAGUGUUCAAAAUGAUGCCAAUCUUGAUCAAUGCAGUUACUGCAACGGAGAGGCAGGUCUGGCGAAGCACGUCAAGCUGUGCGCGAAGAUUUUCAAAUUCUUCUUCAAUUGCAGUUCGGGGGUCGGGAAAGGUGCGUGGUUCUCUUAGAACAUAGGGUGUCAGACGUACAAAAAUACGAUGUAACAAAAAAAACUCUUUCUUGAAGCGUGAACUUGUAUCGGUUUUCAUUCUGAAAAGGCGUCUACUUGACGAACGCGUGCUAUCAUGACAUCGACACAACUGUCUGAAGCACGAACAUGUUUCGUUUUAAUAUUUUUCGACAGCGUUGCCAGGCUUAUGAGCAUUGCCCGACUUAUGUCGAUUUUUCGAGGGCUUUGCCUGACUUAUGCCGACCCCCGUACAGUGCGUUGACGAAUUAUCUUAAGGUCAGACGUCUGUCUUUUGCGGCAUGCAAAAGUUCGCCAGUGUUAUGUAUGCCUGUCCAGUUCUUUAUAUUUCGCAGUCACAUUUGUUUGCAACCUAUUCCUCUCUUGACCUCAAUCUUUCCUUGUAUGUUGUUCUGAAGCUAUUUUCUUGUGGCAUUUUUACAAUUUUAACUAUUUAUAAUGGGAAAUAAGCCACAAUAUUAUAAAAAAAAUGACUUUUAUUAACGUUUCGACACCCAAAUCGGGUGCCGUUGUCAAAAUACAAAAUACUACUAACAUAAACAAAAAUGUUGUUGCUUAGUAAAAAAAUUCUUCUAAUAAUUUAUUUAAUUUGACUCAUUUAUAUCGGCAAUUCAGAUACAUAUGAUACAUUUUAACUCAUAUUAUACGCAACUCAUAAAUAUUGGCAAUAUCAUUUUAAAGUCCUCUACGUUAAAAUGUAUCAUAUGUAUCUGAAUUGCCGAUAUAAAUGAGUCAAAUUAAAUAAAUUAUUAGAAGAAUUUUUUUACUAAGCAACAACAUUUUUGUUUAUGUUGUAUUUUGACAACGGCACCCGAUUUGGGCGUCGAAACGUUAAUAAAAGUCAUUUUUUUAAUAAUAUUGUGGCUUACUUUCCUUGUAUAUUUAGUUGAGGGAUUGCGUAUUUUUCCCUCUCAGGAUAUGGCCCAGGUAUCCAAUUUUUCGUGCCUUGAUCCAGUUGAGCAUAUCUAUAUCUCACAGUAUUUGCUCCUCUUAAGACUUCCACGUUUCUCACCCUAUCUGUCCAUGGUAUGCUGAACAUUCUUCGCAAGGUCCACAUUUCGAAGGCCUCCGACUUACUAAUGGAAGAUAUUAUCAAUGUCCAUGUCUACAUACCGUACAACAAUAUGGGCCAUAUCUACACUUAACCAUUCUGUAACGGAGAUUGAAGGAGAGCUUGCUGUUACAAAGUAGCGGUUUAAAUUUAAUAAAAGUUUGUCCUGCUUGUUCGUUACGGCAUUUUAUUUCUUGUUGAGGAUCCCAUUGGUUAUUUCACCAUCAUUCCAAAGUAUUUGAAUGUUUUGACUUUCUCGAUUGGGGCAUUAUGUACUUACAGUUGUACUCUUAAAAGUGCGCUCUUUCUUAUUGCUAUCCAUUUAGUUUUUCCAGCAUUUAUCUUUAAGCCAUCUGUUUUUCCUGCGAUAUUUAUUUUAUUUAGCAUCAACUGCAUAUCAUGUUCGUUAUCUGUGGUUAUUGCGGUGUCGUCGGCGUAACGAAUGUUAUUUAUCGGGUAUAUCCGUAUGUCACUAGACAGUUGUUAUCGGCGACGGCCAAAAUCUUCGACUGUGUGAAUUGUGUGAAUUCUGUCGACUAAUUUUCAUGAUCUGAUCGGAAAACCGGAAGAAUUUUUGAUGAUAAAAGCUCUUUCAACAGAGUUGAAAUAAUAUUCUUUCAUGACAAUAAUGAUUUUGUUGUUACAGUAACGGCAGAAAGAAAAACGUGUUUUCGGAAAUACCGUUUGCCUGUAUACCUGGCGUCUUCUGCGCAUAGAGGAGCGCAACAAUUAGGGGAGGGGCAAUUAAAUUAGGGGAGCGCAACAAUUUUAUUUCUAUAAAGGGGGGCGCAGGUACAAAAAGGUUGGAAACCACUGCAGUAAGUGUAAGACGUCUUCGACUUGGAUGCCAUCGAAAGCCUUUGUCAGGUCUAUAAAACACAUAUGUGCUGGUUUAUUGUACUGGAUGGCCUUUUCUGUAAUUUGUCUUAGUACAAAUACGGCGUCUACGCAGAAUCUUCCGGAUCUGAAUCCUUGUUCAUCUGAUCGAGUUGUUAGUUUAUUGAUUUUGUGGGUUAGGACUUUUGUGGUUAGCUUAAGUGCGGUUGUUCAGUAAUGUCCUUGUGUCCUUUCUUGAACAUUGGUAUCAUUAUGCUGUUUCUCCAUGCGUCUGGUAUCUUGCAGUGCAAUAUUAGUUUUUGUAUAAGUUUUGUCAUCUGUAGGGUUAUACUUUCUCCUCCGUAAUUCUGAAUCAAGUUAUUAUAUCUACACACACAUACAUCGACAAGUCCCGAAGCUGCAGUUAAAAGCAAUCGCUCAGUACGCGUUUGCAAACGCGAGCUGCACACACAUACAUCGACAAGUCCCGAAGCUGGAGUUAAAAGCAAUCGCUCAGUACGCGUUUGCAAACGCGAGCGAUCCAUCAAUUCUAAAUCACUCCGCGGCUGGCUUCGUCUCAGCCCAAUUGGUUUCUACUAGCUCAGUUCGCUAGCUUAAACCAGGGAGUCUCUUAGAUAAGUUCUCUGCAAGACUACUAACUGCUGCUCCUCGUUCGCUUACUUCUGUAUUAGUUCUUCCGGCCACCUCUCUGCCUUCGUUGCUUCGGAGUGGGAAGUAGAUCGAAUCUGCUUUGGCUUUACGUCGAAGAAUCGAACCGUGUGCGCCUUCGGUAUGCACAGAUUAUUACAACUUUGUGUUUUUUGUCUGUAGUGUAAAUCGAACCAAAUUAGGUUCUUCUACAAGCCAUGUAAAAAUCGAAUCUAGCACUUUUGUCCACAACACAUUUUGGAACUAUGCACUUUCGCGUGUUAUUAGAAGUUUGGUUGGAAAGAUUCAUAAACUCCACUUCUCGUCUAACGUCGGAGUUCAUCGCAAAUUUCUUUACGAUUGUCAAGUAUUCUUUAUCGUAAAACGAAAAGAUAUUGAAGUAGCUAUUAAUUAUACUUUGUAAAUUUUAUUUAACAAAAAUUUAACUCUUUACACUGAACAAAAAUCUUUGUGUUCACGAAAAUAUGUUAAGAAUUUUGUAUAUUUAUUAAUUCCGUUUUGGUUGCGAGCUCUUAUACUAUAAACCAAGAAUGCAAUGUGGUCUAAAAAGUCGAAUUUAACUUUUUAAGCUGUUGUUUAUUUUUAUUUUACGGGUGUUUUAGUUAAGCGAAGUGAAAGUGGUGUUCACUUAUUCUGUGAUAAUGAAAACUUAGUAAUUUUAACAUAAACACUGUUUCUAGCAUGACAAACUGAAUAAAAUUAAAACUAAAUAAAACGAACAA